CAUUUUGACAAAGAUAUUUAGAAUGCAUAGAUAAGAAUUUAUUAUGAACUCUGCCAUGGCACAAAAUACAACGCAGAAGACAAACACGCAAGAAGGAAAAUUCGGAUCUCUAAAUCUUAUUACUAUUGAAAAUACUGCGGACACCUAGACCAAAAUGGCGGGUGUAUUCGAACUUGAUCUGGACUGCGGAGGUCAAGGGUCAGCAAUGGGGGAGAUUUACGAAUGUGGGGAAGUUCCCCUUCAAGGAAUCGAAGAUCCACAAGAAUUAGAAAAAAUCGAAAUCCAGGACGCUUUAGUUAAUAAAGGAACAGAGAAAAUUGGUCCACACUGUUUCCAGUUACUCAAAGUUUUAGGAAAGGGGGGGUACGGAAAAGUUUUUCAAGUCCGCAAAACUACCUCCCCGGAAAAGAAUAAAAUAUUCGCAAUGAAAGUUUUAAAAAAGGCGACAAUUGUGCGAAAUCAAAAGGACACUGCUCAUACGAAAGCGGAAAGAAAUAUACUCGAAGAUGUAAAGCAUCCAUUUAUAGUGGAUUUAUUUUGCGCUUUUCAAACUGGAGGAAAAUUAUAUUUAAUUUUGGAAUAUUUAAGCGGGGGGGAGCUAUUCAUGCAUCUUGAACGUGAAGGAAUAUUUAUGGAAGACAUGGCCUGUUUCUACCUCGCUGAAAUCACUCUCGCUCUGGGACAUCUUCAUAAAGAAGGAAUUGUCUACCGGGAUUUAAAACCAGAGAAUAUAUUACUGGAUCAAACCGGUCACAUCAAGUUAACAGAUUUUGGUCUCUGUAAGGAAUCUAUCCUAGAAGGCAACAUGACGCACACAUUCUGCGGUACGAUAGAAUACAUGGCUCCAGAAGUUCUGCUGCGAUCAGGACACAACCAAGCCGUUGACUGGUGGAGCCUUGGAGCGUUAAUGUUUGACAUGCUGACAGGGGCUCCACCAUUCACAGCCGAAAACCGCAAGAAAACUAUAGAUAAGGUUCUACAUGGUAAAUUAACAUUACCAAGGUACUUGACUCCAGAGGCGCGAGACUUAUUGAAGAAAUUACUGAAACGCCAUACUGUGUCUCGUCUCGGAGCUGGGCACCAGGACGCUGGGGCAGUACAGGCCCACUCAUUCUUCAGGCAUAUUGAUUGGAAUGAUUUGCUGCUUAAAAAGGUUGAACCCCCUUUUACUCCUCCAAUCAAAAACGAUGAAGAUGUCUCCCAGUUUGACGUGAAAUUUACAAAGCAACCGCCAGUUGACAGCCCCGAUAAUUGUCCGUUAUCUGAGAGCAUGAAUCAGGUAUUCCACGGUUUUACUUACGUUGCACCAUCAGUUCUAGCGAGCCUUCAUGAAGACAAUGAUGAACCUACAUCGAGGGUCAGGUCUCCCAGAAGGUUCUCGGGAGCUCCUUUCAGUCCAAUGAAAGUCGACAACCCUUGGCAGUCUCAGACAAUGAUGGGGGGAGAAUUUUUACCGAUGGAAACGAGUGAGAUGGAUUGUGAUAAUCCUGUUGUUGUGGUUACGACGACAUCAUCAUCAACCAACCGUGUCACUUCUUUCGACGUUUCUCACUCCAAUUUUGGAAACGAGAAAUCACCGCCGAUACCCGUCAGGGUUCCCGGUCCGAAACAUAAAUAAUUUUAUUGAUUUUAUUCUUUUUCUUAAUUUAAUCACCUCCCCAAAUCUGAGCAUGCUCUUGUUCAGAGCCUUGUUAAGAGUGCAAACAUCCCACAAGAUCUGCCAUUAAUCUGUUGUAGUCGAAAUGACUUUUUAUCUUUUAAAAUCGGUUUUGAUUGAUAUACGAAUCUAAAAUAUUAAAUAUAUUUGAAUUAUGCCCUGGAAUCAAUGAUGCAUGACUUGUCAGAAUACUUUCAUGUUUAUUGAAUGGAGCAAAUUCUGCCUGGUCAUGGUUGAUUGAUUUUUCAUUAAAAUAAAGUUGAAUGAUAUAGGGGCUAUAGAAUUGGUCAAGCAUGACUUGUCAGAAUAAUUCCAUGUUUAUUGAAUAGAGCAAAUUCUGCCUGGUCAUGAUUGAUUGAUUUUUUAUCAAAAUAAGGUUGAAUGAUAUAUAUAUAUAUAGCAUAGGUUAUAGAAUUGAUCAAGCACAACUUGUCAGAAUAAUUUCUAUACUCAUUGAGCACUACCGAUUCUGCCAAGAUAUGGUCAAAUGAUUAUUUAUCAGAUUAAUUCAGUUUACCUUGAUUUACUGUCACAAUUAUAAACCUGAAUAUAUAGCCUGCAAUUCUUCUAUCAUUACUCUUUCCACUUUUAGUUGAAAUUCAGAACUUACUUUGAGCAAACUAUGUAUUAAUGAGAAGAAUAGUUAUGCUGCAACUGGCAUACAAACUUCAAUACUGAAAUUUAACUGGUAGUUUAGUAGAGAAAAAUGUGAAUUUUUUUUACCUGCAAAAUCAUUCCCUUAGAGUUUUUGGUUACCCCAGGUUUAAUAAAAUCCUGAUAUAAGCGACUAGGCUCCAGGCCCACCCACAUGUAGUUCCUCGUAACUUACCAAUUAGUUUGACCUGAUUGACAAUAUUUCAGGAAUUCAUAUUGAAGGCUUGUUUUUAUCCAUUUUUCCCAAAAUGGGAACAGCUUGUUAUAUUCUUCACAUAGAAAAGACUAGAUCUGUCGAGUUUGAAAAAUUUUUCAAUCGUCUGGGUUGGUGAAACUUAUAAUCCGACACACAAUUGUAAACAAUAUAUACUCUGUGUUGAAAAAUAAAUUUAUACACACGUAAAAAAAUUCCGACCUGAGCUCGGAACUUCCAGAAAAUCAAAUUUUCAUAAACUUUGUCGUUUCUUGAAUAGAUUGUUAAGAACGUUUAGUAAACUUAAUGCUUCUUGAGUUUCUGUAGAAAAUCUUGAUUUUUUUUUAUCACUAUUGAGUCAAUCGACUCGGACUCCGUAUCCCUGAAAUGUAUAUUAAAUGCCAAAUUUAAUCAGGCAAAUAAUAUUUAUCACCCAUUCAUUUCAUAUCGGCACAAUCCAUUUUGUGGCAUGUUUUAUUGAGUUCAGCUUUGAUUUGUUUAUUUAUUUAAAUAAUCACAGGUUAAAAUCCCAUUCCCAUCACGUGCAUGAGUCGGGUAGGGCUACUCAACUGGCGGACCGCGGUCUGAACUUUUUGAGUAUUCGAUGCAGAUCGUAUUUAUUUUGCAGAAUUGGUUCAGUUAGGUUUGAAUUUGAAGGCUUCUACUGAAUGAUUUUUUUUUGUAGUUCCGGAAGUUUUUUUUUUAUCAUUUGCUCAUAGUUGCACUUGCUAUAUGCAAAAAGAACUGAUACUAUAAUCAACAAUAACCAAUUAUAAUGAGUCGAAGAAUCAUUAGUGUUCGAAUUUAUCACGGCGUCGUAGUAUUCUACUGAAAUAUAUUUCAAGCACACUCAGAAGACCGAACCCCAGUACUUUUUCAGUUUUAUGCGCAGACCUUCUGUAGGAACAGUUGAGUUAGCCCUGGGGUAGGUCAUGCCGAUGGAGAUAUUCUGGUUCCUCUAAAAAUAUAGCAGCCGCUUACAUGUCAUUAAUUGCAUGUGGAGAGCGGCAUUGCUCUGGGUAGGCAAUCCAGUCCCAGGAAGAUUGCGGUUUUCCAAAAAUAGUAACUCAUGUAUCAGAGCCUUGUAUCAUGUGAAAGACAUUGAAUUAACCUCAACAAGCGCUAACCACUAGGCCAUCAUGUACUUUUAUUUAUCCUUAUUUAAAUUAUGUUAUUUAAUACUUUUUGCCAAUGAACGAGCAAGUUUUGACGAGCACGUUCCAAUUUUGUGUUUUUGAAAAGUUGCAAGAUAUUGGAGUAUUUUUUGAAGAUAUGGUCAUGUUUAGCCCAGUGCUUGUUAGAAUUAUGAUUUUCUGGAUUAUCAAGUACUAUGUUUUUUCUCCAAACAGUUAGCCAUUAGAUCUGGCUACCACAAUUUCAACAGCCUUUGACUUUUCAUUCGGUGCCCUUAACUUCGCUCAGUGUUAGUUAGGGCGAGUAACGCACAACCAUAAUUCCAUAUACAUUCAAUAGUACUUGCAUAUAUGUAACUUUGCUCAGGUAUUAAUUUUCUGAGUGGGUGAGAGUAAUUCUAUAUGGUUUCAUCAAUAGUACUUGAAUUUCAGUGGUGCAUCAACUUUACUCAAGGAGUCUCCUUUACUUCUGAGUGAGUGCCCGUAACUUUACUCAGAGGUGAGUCUGCAUUACUUCUGAGUAAGUGUGAACUUACUUUGAGCAAAUUCUAUUAGUAAGUCUGAUUUUAUCUUAAACAUCAUUUUUCAUUAUUGGUUUCAUGUGAGCUUUUGAACAAAAUAUCUUAAGUUUUUUAUCAGGGAUGUGGAGCUAGAAAAACUCCUGGUUGCGAAAAUGUUAUCUUCGAAUUUUGAGGAAAUCAAAUUUUGAUACCAAAAACUGGCGCUUUAAAAGUGUGUGUACCAAUAUGGAGGUAGCCUAACUGAUUUUGUUCGCCUACUUUACAUCAAGUUGUGUAAAGGGACUGAAACCUAUAGGCAGGGGGCUAUCCUGGCUAACACAGAUAGUUCGGACUAGUAAUAGAACUAAAAUAAGGAAAAUCAGAAUAAAAUUACAUCCUAACCCGGUACACAUACUACGGGAGUACCCAAAAACUUUGGCGUAGACAAUUCUUUUCUUCUUUAAAUGUCUGUUUAGCUUAAGUCUGAAAUUUUAUAUUACGUUGAAAGUUUGGCUUAAAAUGAUUGAAUUCCCAUUCUGUCUCCAUAUCCCUGCUUUUUUAGGGUAUUAUUUCCAUAAUUCUCAAGUAAUUUUAAUGAGAAGAAUCCGAAUCCAUGCUCAAAAUAUACCACACCUUAGUCUCCUAGUAUUUAUUGCUCCUAGCUAAGGGAUUAUGACCAUCUCCGAUCGAUCCCAUAUCUGGCAUCACUGUCUCUAGCUACUGACUAUGGAACAAUAUAUAUGCGAUUAUUCUGAGUGUCCCCACUCCAUGCUCUUCGUGGCAGCAAUCAACUCAAUCAGUUGCAUUUUGAACUAUCUAUUCAUUAAGUGCUCUUGCUGUCCAGUUCUGCAUCAAUGAUCUUUUUAUGUAGUUUGAUCACCAUGGAGCGAAAAGAAGUUUUAUUUUGAUCUCUGCUAUCUUGUAUAUUUAUUUAUUAUCAGUAGGUCAUGUACAUUUUUGUGGUUGCCAAGGCAACGAUACUUGUAAUUUAUAAUAAAGGUAAAAUGAUUGUAAUCA
This is a messenger RNA of Styela clava, 5154 nucleotides long. The record is from RefSeq and is a predicted model, not a curated record. Lineage: Eukaryota; Metazoa; Chordata; Ascidiacea; Stolidobranchia; Styelidae.